GCAAGCAGCGCAGAACCCGGAUGCUGAUGCUGCUCGUGUCGGAUGGGGAGAAGCAAUACAGGCAGAGUGAGAGCUAAAAAACAGAGAAAGGCCCCACUGACAGAGGGACUGCUAUCCUCGUGGCCACAAGGCAAAGGAAGCGAACGGAUUAAAGGCGGCUCGAGAGGAUGACUCCGCGCGCGGUAUCCGAGGCGACGGGAGGAGAGCGCGAGGAGAUGCUGUGAUGUGCUGCACAUAGCCAGCGCGAGCGAGCGCGAGGGAGGGGAGAGGAGAGGAGAGGAGAGGGAGAGGGAGAGGAGGCUCCUACGCUAGUUAAAGAUGCUUGCUUUUUGACCAGGAAUGUCCUCCGCGCGAAUAAAGCCAGGGAUUUCUGCGCAAACACUAUAGCUUGCGAUAGCGCAAUGCACGCUUGGAUUAAUUGACGGAUUCAUGCGACGGAAGACGCCGAGGCUUUCUUUCGCGAAAGGGUGGCUGUUUUCUCCCGUACAAUUCUCCCAUAUUUCCGGAUGUGAGGCCUGGAAGAUACCGUAGUUUAUAUCAGGCACGGGACGCUCAUCCUUCACGUCCAAACAUCUAUGAAAACAAAGCGAAACUCUUUGAAGAGUACGCGACAAAAGAAAGAGACACUUAGAAUAAUACGCGUGAGGUGUCACAAACCGGAUGUGCGGUUAAAUGUGGCCAAGUUUUUAAUUAAUAAUUAGGUCACUUGCAGUUUGACAAUAGCAGUAGGCUAGCUACAUGAAUGUUUAUUUUAAAGAUAAGGCACCGGCGAAAAUAAACUGAUGACUGACCCAGGCUACCUAACGCUCCCGUUAUCUUUAUCCGUCUUCAAUAUUCAUGAUCAUUAAACUGUCGUUCGCAGCUAUUAUCUGUAUCGGCCCAUAUACUGACAGAUUUAAUCGUGUCCCCUCAUAAUUUUCCAGCAGCUGCAACCACAGGCCGUGCAAAGCGCAAUAACAGUUAUAGUUUUGGCGUAUAGGCCACGCAUUUUUUCUUUCUUUCUGUUCACUUUUGAUAUUUUCGAACGGAACAUGUUACCGAUCCGUUUCCACGAAGUUUAAGGAGACGCGGCAGAUGUUUGGGAGUAGGCCACGGCACUGACAUCACGCCUCAGCAUCCCUGUGUCAUCGCUCGCCGUCUGUGAUGUCUGAACGGCGGAGCUAUUGCGUGAGCAGGACAGACGCCCGUGGAUACAUUGUGAGAAUACACUGAUUCGCCCCCUUUAUAUUGUGACACAAAAUCGCGGUCGAACGAAAUGUCCAGUAAGGAGUUGUCGGGGAGUCAGGCAGCUCAGUACGUCGGGCCCUACCGGCUGGAGAAGACGCUGGGGAAGGGCCAGACAGGUCUGGUGAAGCUAGGAGUUCAUUGUAUCACAGGACAGAAGGUGGCCAUAAAGAUAGUUAACAGGGAAAAGCUAUCAGAGUCUGUUCUUAUGAAAGUGGAGAGAGAGAUAGCUAUUCUUAAACUAAUAGAGCACCCUCAUGUCCUAAAACUGUAUGAUGUGUACGAGAAUAACAAAUAUCUGUAUCUAGUGCUGGAACAUGUAUCUGGUGGGGAGCUGUUUGACUACCUGGUAAAGAAAGGCAGGUUGACCCCUAAAGAGGCUCGAAAAUUCUUCAGACAAAUCAUAUCUGCUCUGGACUUCUGUCACAGUCACUCUAUAUGCCACCGAGAUCUGAAGCCUGAAAACCUCCUGCUGGAUGAGAAGAAUAAUAUCAGAAUUGCUGACUUUGGCAUGGCCUCCCUACAGGUUGGGGACAGUCUGCUGGAGACCAGCUGUGGAUCACCCCAUUAUGCUUGUCCUGAGGUCAUUAGGGGAGAGAAAUAUGAUGGACGUCGGGCAGAUGUGUGGAGCUGUGGGGUUAUUCUCUUUGCUCUGUUGGUGGGAGCAUUGCCCUUUGACCAUGAUAACCUGCGUCAGCUGUUGGAGAAGGUGAAGAGUGGAGUAUUUCACAUGCCUCACUUCAUUCCUCCAGACUGCCAGGCUCUCCUCCGUGGCAUGAUUGAGGUCAAUCCUGAGAAACGGCUCACGUUGGAAGAAAUACAAAAGCACCCCUGGUAUCAAGGGGGCAGGAACGAGCCGUGUCCAGAGCAGCCACCCCCUAGGCGAGUGUGUGUGAAGAGGAUCUUGUCUCUUACAGAUCUGGACCCUGAUGUUCUGGAGAGCAUGCACUCGCUGGGCUGCUUCAGAGACCGUGUCAAGCUCACCAGAGACCUGCAGUGUGAAGAAGAAAACCAGGAGAAGUUGAUCUACUAUCUUCUAUUGGACAGAAAGGAGCGCUACCCUAGUUAUGAAGAUGAACAUCUUCCACCCAGAAACGAUAUUGAUCCCCCCCGUAAGAGGGUGGACUCGCCCAUGUUGACCCGUCAUGGGCGCUGUCGGCCGGAGAGAAAGAGUCUGGAGGUACUGAGUGUGACAGAGCAGGGCUCUCCAACACCUCCCCGCAGAGCACUGGAUACCUCUGCACAUAGCCAGAGGUCUCGGUCUGUUAGCGGAGCUUCAACCGGCCUCUCAUCCAGUCCCCUCAGCAGCCCUCGAAGCCCAGUUUUCACUUUCAGCCAAACUGAAGUCACCUCUGCUUCCACCACCCAGUCCAAAGACCCCAAAGCAGGAAGUUCCACCGCACCCCGGGCGUCCCAACGCGCGCCUGACCAAAAAACCCAGACCCUACCCUCAAAAGCGGCCUCUGACCGUCCCCACCUGCAGUCUAUGAAGUCCCUCCCCCUGCAGACUCCUCCGUCUCCUUCGCCCUCCCCCUCUCCGCUCCUGUCCCCCAUCCCUCGCUUCUUCUUCCCUGCUCCUUCUGUCCUGAAGUCUGUCACUAAGACCAUCUAUCCUAACUCUGCCCAUGUGUCGCAGGUCACCCCACAGGGCUCCCCUCCCACCCCUUUGGGGACCCCUGUGCACCAUCCCCAGCCCCCUCCCACCCCGCCCUCCUCCUCCUCUUCUUCUUCCUCUUCACGAGCUGAAGGAGGUGGUGGUGGUGUGGGCGGUGGCUCCAUGUCCCUAACCCCACCCUCCAGUCCUGGGGGAAGUGGUGGAAUGGCUGCCAGCAGUUCAGCGCACUGGAGGACACGUCUCAACUCCUUCAAAAACAACCUGCUGGGCUCGCCACGCUUCCACCGCCGAAGGCUACAAGUUCCUACGUCAGAAGAUAUGUCCAGUUUAACUCCAGAGUCCAGCCCAGAGUUGGCGAAGAAGUCGUGGUUUGGAAAUUUCAUCAGUCUGGAGAGGGAAGAGCAAAUUUUUGUGGUGAUCAGAGACAAACCACUAAGCUCAAUCAAGGCUGAUAUCGUCCAUGCCUUUCUAUCAAUUCCCUCCCUAAGUCACAGUGUCAUCUCUCAGACAAGUUUCCGGGCGGAGUGCAAGUCCUCCGGAGGUCCGUCUGUCUUCCAGAAACCUGUCAAAUUUCAGGUUGACAUCGCCUUCUCUGAGGGGGAGAGAGAACGAGAGAGGGAGAAAGAGAGAGAAAGGGAGGGAAGGAGAGAGACUGGCAUCUACAGCGUCACCUUCACCCUAUUAUCAGGUCCUAGUCGCAGGUUUAAAAGAGUGGUAGAGACCAUUCAAGCUCAGCUUCUCAGUACACAUGACCAGCCCUCUGUGCAGGCGCUUGCAGAUGAGAAAAACGGGCUUUCGUCUCGCCCACCCAGCACACCGACCCGGCAGAACUCUCGCCGCUCGGAGGGCGGAGGUGAUCGCGGGAGCGGGCAGAGCGCAGCGAUCGAGGAGAAGGGAGCAGUAUUGGCGGUAGUGCGAGUGUACUACAAAGAAAGGGGUCUGGCAAGGAUAAAACUCGCCUCCUAUCCUCAAAUGGGACCCAGUCUCAACCCUAAGUGAACUAAUUAGACAAGCUGCGGAGCGGGUGGGAACAAACCCUGCUCUUGAUUCCCCCCCAGACACAACUCCCUCAUAAUCCAUCUGCACAGUACAUAACAACAGGUAUACUCAGCCUUGAUUUACACAUCACUAGCGGAAACCCUGGGUCCAACUGCGACAAUAGGAGAGUCAGGAGUGUUAUCCACAUGGAAGUGUUCUUACACGUGAAUAAUCAUCUGACAAGAAAAAAAUUACGAUCACUUAUCCUUGUUAGGAACAAAGGAUUUGAAAAGUGAAAGCAAGAUGUAUCUCUUAAUGUAAACCCCAGCUAUAAAUUAUUUAAUGCGGUACAAACAAGGAGAUUGACAUCCGGUGGACAUCCAGUGAUCUAAUGACAACAAACUAUACAAGGAGCAACAAACUUAAAAGUGGGACAGGAAAGAAUGUCUCCAAAACUUAUCAUCAUCCUCAUUAUCAUCAUCAUCAUCAUCCUCAUUAUCAUAAGCAAUGAUCCAUCAGAAAAUCACAAGCUGUUUGAGGUAGAGAAAAGCAAACAUGGUGGGAAAAAGUGGGAAGUUCUUCAUUCUUAACACCACUUGGAGCACAAAAAUGGAUUUCUAAAACACUAUGUAAAGAAAAGAAUAGGGAUUUUUAGAAAGGCGAUCUAAAUUUUGUAACACAAGUCCUAUGUGACUAUACCUUCAUGAGAGAAGGACGGAUUAUGCCUUUAGUGAAAUGUUAUGUGUUGAAGAUAUAGGCUAUGUUAAACACUGAUUGUUCAAGCUUGUGUUGUAGAUCCUGAACUCUGUGAUAUGUUGUAGAUUCAAAAUCAGUCAGAAAGGCAGUGGAGAGCUGCCCACUGGAAGCUACAGUUGGUAAAAUUGGCCAGUUUUAAGUCUUUGCAGAUCUGAAAGUAUCUCAGAUCCACCCCACUCACUAAGCAGGGCACAGAGGGAUGAGCAGGCAUCUAGAUUUCCUAUGACAUGUUCACACAGAGACCGAACAAGAGGAACAAAAUAGCCAGUCACUCUCAUGUGUCAAACAAAGAGGCAGCGUCAGAAAAAAUUUGAAGCCUACACCAUUUUCUUGUGUGAUUCCUGGUAGAACUUCCAUCAUAAGUAGAAGCCCAAAAAUUAUUUUUUGUGCUUUCCAUUUCAAUAUUUAUAUUUUUGAGACGAGAUGUGAAGUAUUUCCAUCAACAAAAUGAAGUGAAUGUCAAAAAAACUAAAUUACAAAUAUUUUACAUUUUAAGUAUUUUAUUUAAAGAUAUUUAUUUCAGCAAAUAUUUAUGUAUUUAUUUAUUUAUUCAUUUAUUCAUUUAUUUAUUCAUUUAUUUAUUGGAUUAGAGUUGAGGCUGGUAAAGUCAAAAUAAAAAGGGUAGAAAAAUUUGCAAUUUAGAAAAUGGCAGAAACUUUGUAUCUGUUCCCAAAUAUUUUAUAACAAUGCUGCACAUGUCCUUUUAAAAAACCAUUUCAGUAGCCAACAAUUACCCAUCUCGUUUUCAUUUCAUUUUCAAUACAAAAGAAGCAAACUCACAAAGGAGAAAGCUGGAGAACAACUUUGAAAAAUCAUCCAAGCAAUGACUCCAUGCCUUGGACGUCUCCCACGGGGAAGAGACUUCAAAACCCCCCAGGAUGUACAACGUAAAGACUGAAGUGAACCUUAUGGAAGCAGAGGAACAAAACAGAGGGAAUGAAAAGAAGGCCCGCUGUGUUCACUCUUCAUCUUUGAGAAUGUUACCCAGACAAGAGCCCAAAGUUUCGGACUCGUGCGUACCGGGCCAGCCCCUUCGUACAAAAUGCGAGCAGUAUUCUUUUUUCACACAUGCACACACACACACACACACACACACACACACACACACAACAAGACUCUCCUUCUCAAAACUGACAAUAUGAAACAAAAUGAAUGAUAACUGGACUUUGAAACUGGAAUGCACUGUCCUAAAAGAGAAUUGUAUUCAAACAAAUAGUUGUCCCUUUCCUCGCCCACCCACGGGAAUCAGUGAAGUGCUCUAUUAAGUGCAGACUCAGGAUCAGCGGGGCUUUUUAGCUCAUUACAUUUGUGAAUGGGGGGAACCUGAUCCUGAAUAUCCACUUAAAAGCUCUUUCUCCAAUGAGCCUCUGCCCUGAAGCCCAGAAUCUGACCAUAAUGCUCCUCUCUCUCUCUCUCUCUCUCCAUCCCUCCCUUCAGUCCACUCCCUUGAUGCAAGGAGCACUAAAUGCAAAGCAAGGUUUUGCUCUGGUCCUCCCUCUGCCACCAUCCCGCAGCCAUCACAUACGCCUUCACCCAAAAAUAGCAUAGCGGAAGACGAAGCUUCGGACGGUUCGGUCAUCGAGCAGCUCCUGCAUCAUCCUGGAUUGUUUUCCAUAGCACAUUGAAUAUAUUUCACCACUGUUGAAUGUUUAGGUGCAUCGUUCUUUAGAUAUAAUACGGGGUACGUUCUUAUUUUAGUACACUCAAAAUGCCUUAAAUCCACAUUUACUAAACAGUCAGCAUGUGCGCGCUCAAACAUGCCCGGUCACUUGCAGAGGCAGAGGAAACGCCAGAGCAAAACCCUGAAGAUGUUCUAUGUUCAAUUCUGUUAGUUCUCAGGCAGGGUAAGUCUGGGAGUGUGCAAAUACAGACUGUCUGGACACCAGCUCUGAGUGAAUGUGAAAUACACUCCACAUACUUUCUCUGUGUUCAUGACAAUGUCCUGCUCUACGUGUCUGUCCUCUCCUCCUCCUCCUCCUCCCUUUCACAUUAUGCUCUGAAUGAUAUUCUGUUUUUGUUACUCGCCUCACACAUACAGCACACGUAUCACAUUUCAUAUGUAUCGUUAGUCUUCACUUAUUUACCAUACAUUAUAUACCUCAUCCUGCUCCUGCCUCCCAAUCAUAGAAUUAUACUUUAGACCACCCCCUUCCCUCUUCUCUCAUUAUAUACAUACCCUGCCCUGCCUGCCCCCAAUGUAUGCUCACCCCCACACCCCCGUCUCUGUUCAUUGUAAACAGAAAAUAUUACUCAUAUCUUCAUUCUUUAUCCAUUCUAUAUUCACCUGAUGAUUAUUGAUUAUCUUUGUCGUCAUUACUGAUAACUCCUCUUAAGAUUGUAAAGCUGUACUCUUUCUUCCCCAUCGCGCACAGUAGGAACUUUUUUCGUAAGAAAUGCAAGUCAUUAAAUUGGAGGGAAAAAAAUAAUGACGAGAAAAUAAAUGUCUGUGUUAUAAUUAAAAAAAUGAAAGUGCACUAUUAUUAAUGCCUGUGAUAAAGAACAAUAAACAAUACAAAAAAAUA
This is a messenger RNA of Puntigrus tetrazona (Sumatra barb), 7095 nucleotides long. It is a transcript of the gene brsk1b, whose product is annotated as BR serine/threonine kinase 1b. Lineage: Eukaryota; Metazoa; Chordata; Actinopteri; Cypriniformes; Cyprinidae. Gene Ontology annotation, cellular component: cytoplasm. The record is from RefSeq and is a predicted model, not a curated record. Gene Ontology annotation, biological process: protein phosphorylation; microtubule cytoskeleton organization; intracellular signal transduction. Gene Ontology annotation, molecular function: tau-protein kinase activity; protein serine/threonine kinase activity; ATP binding.